This is a messenger RNA of Paecilomyces variotii, 1872 nucleotides long. RefSeq names its product putative beta-1,6 glucan synthetase. The record is from RefSeq and is a predicted model, not a curated record. The coding region runs from base 1 to 1872 and encodes 623 amino acids. The transcript is spliced from 6 exons. Gene Ontology annotation, biological process: fungal-type cell wall organization; (1->6)-beta-D-glucan biosynthetic process. Gene Ontology annotation, molecular function: glucosidase activity. Lineage: Eukaryota; Fungi; Ascomycota; Eurotiomycetes; Eurotiales; Thermoascaceae. Gene Ontology annotation, cellular component: plasma membrane; endoplasmic reticulum membrane.
AUGGAUUCUCCCAGCUUCAGCGCAGCACCCUCGCCAGUAUCCCGCAACUUGCUACCGCAAUCACCAGGUCUACAGUCACCCGCGCUGCGGUCACCCAACUCUCCCGGCGCAUCGGCCGAGUUUCUGAUCCCCCCGGUGCGGACCUCGCAUCGGCCGCGGGAAGAACUCGACUCGCCGCAAUCUCCAGACCUGUCUGCUUUCUCGUCGAGGCGGACGAGUUGGAGCUCCGACGUGGGGAGCCGGAGCAGCAGGGCCUUCUCAUACAACCCGUUCGAAGAUUCUAGAGCGCCGUCGAGGGCGGAUAGCAGUGACGAUAACGAUGUCAACACGCAAACGGUCUCCGAGAAGUACAAUAUUAUGCCAACAGAAGGGCUACUGUUGUUUCCGGAGGACGUUGAGAAGGAUGACUACUUGCACAAUCCCGAUCCUAAUGACAAAGACCGGGACUGUGAUAUCUGCAACACCAGAGGUUUAGUCAACCUGGGUGGUCUUAUCAUCUUCGCAGCAGGCCUGCUGUGUCUUUUCAUUGUAUACCCUAUAUUGUAUGGAUCCCCAUUUGACUCGCCCGCUGUUUCGCCAUGUGCUGGUGAUCCAUUGUGCUUGGACGUGGGCGAAGUUCCGCUGUUGAAGAACAUUCGGACCGGCCUGAUCGACCCCGAUACACCUGACUCGGCCAAGUCGAUCACGGCAGCCAAUGGGAAGACUUGGGAGCUGGUGUUCUCCGACGAAUUCAAUACGGAUGGCCGAACUUUUUACGAUGGUGAUGACCCCUACUUUCAAGGAGUCGAUAUUUGGUAUGGUGUCACGAUGGAUCUCGAGUGGUACGAUCCCGACGCUAUCACGACAAAAGACGGCGUUUUGGAGAUUCGAUUCGACGCGUUUCAGAAUCAUGAUCUGAACUACCGAUCUGGCAUGCUUCAGAGCUGGAACAAGCUAUGUUUCAAAGGUGGACGACUGGAGGCCAGUAUCUCCCUCCCGGGUCGCGGCGAUACCGUGGGUUUCUGGCCCGGCUUCUGGGCGAUGGGCAAUCUAGGUCGUCCGGGUUAUGCUGCUACGACAGAUGGCAUGUGGCCGUACAGUUACGAGGAUAUCUGUGAUGCUGGUAUCACAGCCAACCAGAGUUCCACCGACGGAAUCAGCUAUCUUCCCGGCAUGCGUCUUCCUGCUUGUACUUGUCCGAACGCCGAUCACCCCUCCCCCGGACACUCGCGUUCCGCACCGGAAAUCGAUGUUAUCGAGGCGUCCGUCGGGGCCUUGGAUGACAAGGGCAACAUGGUUGGUGACGUAUCUCAGAGUUUGCAGAUCGCCCCUUACGACAUUUGGUACAUGCCAGACUAUGAUUUCGUGGCUCUCUACAACCCACAAAUUACUGAGAUCAACUCGUACCGAGGAGGUCCUUAUCAACAAGCCAUGUCUGCUCUGACCAAGCUGAACAAUAAAUGGUACGACGGGAACGAGUACCAGGUUUAUGCAUUCGAGUAUACCCCCGGCGCAGACGGCGACCUGACCUGGUUCGUUGGCCAGGACAAGACCUGGACCGUUGAUGCUCGAAGCAUUGGCCCGAACGGAAAUGUCGGACAACGUGUGAUUCCUACCGAGCCCCUGUCGAUUGUGAUGAACUUUGGUAUGUCCAAUAGUUUCUCGAGCAUCAACAUGACAGCCAUUGGAAAGCUCCUCCCUGCAACGAUGCGCGUCGACUACAUUCGCAUCUACCAGGAUCCCGAUGAAAACUUGAUGACGUGUGAUCCUCCUGGCUACGAGACCACAGAAUACAUCAAGAAUCAUCCGGAGGCGUACAGCAAUCCUAACUUGACACAUUGGGAACAAACGCCGUAUGAAUGGCCUAAGAACACUCUUGUGCACGGAUGUUAA